Gregarina niphandrodes is the source of this 1773-nucleotide messenger RNA. Its product is annotated as nuclear protein Es2. The record is from RefSeq and is a predicted model, not a curated record. The coding region runs from base 1 to 1773 and encodes 590 amino acids. Gene Ontology annotation, molecular function: rRNA (uridine-N3-)-methyltransferase activity. Gene Ontology annotation, biological process: rRNA base methylation. The transcript is spliced from 5 exons. NCBI's taxonomy places the organism in Eukaryota, Apicomplexa, Conoidasida, Eugregarinorida, Gregarinidae.
AUGAAAAUAGUACUCUGCGGGGAAGGUGACUUUUCAUUCGGACGGUGGCUCGCCGCGUCCAUCAAGCACCACCACAAAUCCAUGAAGGCGGUAGCAAAUGGUGUGCCUUAUCGGAAGCGCGCAUUUGAUGAUGAGCUAUUUUCACUCGACUAUAUCCUGUUAUUGCUUAAUGUGGAGGAGUUACCAAAGGAGCUGCAUAUGAUUGCCACCUCGUUGGACUCUCGUGAGGAGGUGCUGAAGAAGUAUCCGGACGCUCUAAGUCACUUGGAUUACUUGGAGACACCUUGCCGCUAUCCGAGUCGCGAAGUCCGUCACGGCGUGGAUGCCUGUACGAUGGCCUGCGACGCAGACCGAGUCAUUUGGAACCACCCUCACGCUGGUAUUGAGUCAGCUGAUGUACAUCACGACCUGAUCCGGCGGUUUCUGAAGAAUGUGUUUCGACCUCAGGUCGUAGACGAAGUGGAAAGGGACGGUGGGCCUCCACAGGCUAUGCCGUUAGAGACCAAAUCGCUAGAGACCAAGUCGCUAGAGCCCAGUCCCGUAGAGACCAGGCUAGUAGUACCCAUGUUGGUAGAGGUAGUAGUUACGCUUAUUGAGGGGCAGUUUGAGCAGUGGAAUCUGAUUGACCUCUUAUGUCAUGGGAAUGAUCAGCCGGAGUGUACUCCCAUGAUAUCUCUCCUUAACAUUUCCCCUUUCUUUUUAUUAAUUAAAGACUCAAGACGUUUACUGAAGACGGCACACUUCUAUUCACCCUUUAAAACGACGGAGGAAGAAGAAGAUGGCGGGGAGUAUGAUAAAGAUAGAUAUGGACGGAUAGUACUCUCCGAAGAUGACUACAACCGAAGGCUCGAGGCCAUUAUCGCGAAACAAUAUUUCCCUAUUGUACAUGAACAAAAAGAACUAGCUACUACUUUGGCUGCCACAACCUUGAAUAACGACGAGGGAGACCAUGAUGAGGGCCAUUCUCAGGAAACAAAUAACGCUCGACAAACAAUCAAUGAAUUUCAACUCAGUCACACCACCGAGGACAAUGCGGCUGCCGAUAAAAUGAUGCAGCUGGAUAAACUCAAGAUCAGCCGGACCAAGGCAAAAAUGCUAACUGACAGCGAUACCUACAAUAAACACCAGCAACGGCUUCGCGAUGGCCGGGGGGAUGGGCUUAUAUUCCAUCGCCAUGCCAGUCAAAACGCACUCAUGUUUGGCGUUAAAAAUGACGAGAAAGAGCUUCGAGCCCUAAUGAAUCAAUCUGAAGUCCCCGAAUUGACGCUUGGGGACCCGUUGCAAGCUGCGAUUUCUUCGUCGCACACGUGCGCGAUACAAGAUGCGCCGUCAAAAAAUGACGGUAAUUCGGUUGCUGUACUUGAGACCGGCGGAACUGUGAUCAUUAGGCCCGUAAAUACGUCUUGGGGCCUCAACGAAGAAAGCUCCACGAGAGCCGACAUCUCCCGACAGAUCGCCGAGGUUACCCGGAAAAAGGCUCUUCAACAAGAACAGUUGACCAGCGGAAUCUUCACCAAGGAUUUGGACAGCCGGAUAGUGGAACGGACACCAGCAACCUAUUUACUGCAGGAACCUUCCAAGGAAGAAAGGACCGCGGAAAAGUUGCGAGACUCUCAUGUUAAGACUAAGAAGGACAAAAUCAGAGUCAAAGAGAGCCGGUUCGGUCAGUCCACCGCUGGUGGGAACCGUUCGGGUUACCAUACUGCUUCCAAUAGCACGUUAUUGAACUCGCAGCUGGGAAAGAUCUUAAGUAGAAAGCUUCGGGGGGAAUAA